This is a messenger RNA of Micropterus dolomieu (smallmouth bass), 7677 nucleotides long. It is a transcript of the gene mroh1, whose product is annotated as maestro heat-like repeat family member 1. The record is from RefSeq and is a predicted model, not a curated record. The transcript has 45 exons. Lineage: Eukaryota; Metazoa; Chordata; Actinopteri; Centrarchiformes; Centrarchidae. Gene Ontology annotation, cellular component: cytoplasm. The coding region runs from base 146 to 5284 and encodes 1712 amino acids.
GGAGCGCAUGGCACAUUUUAUUACUCAAUACAUGUAUAAAAGAUAUGUUUGAAUACCACUGAAUGACUAGGUAAGAAGGCACUUAAGCUCUGUCUGUCUCAGUGCUGUGACUCUGGGCACGCCUCCUCCUGCUGACUACAAGCACAUGACCCAGCGUGUUUACACCUGCAGUGACAGAGAGACACACGGCGCUAAGUGUUUCCCUGACAGGGAAGCCUAUUGUUUGAACCGAGAAAAGAAGCAGCAUUGUCGUGAGGGGUUACUGUUUAGCGGACGCUCUCUGGGACUUGGCUACCUCUGCACGUCUGUAGCCCAGGAGGGAAGCUACAUCCCCGGCCACAGGCUCCAAAAAGGCAGCCUCUUGCUCUCCACCAUGGAGGAGACAGAUGUGGAACAGGUGACCCUGGCUCUACUAGAUGCGGCCACCGAUAAAGACUCAGAGGUCCAGGAGCAGGUCAGAAAGUCUGUGUUGACCCUGGGAAAACAGCAGCCAGACAGAGUGUUAGCCAUGUGUCAGGACUACCUUCUGAAACACCCAAAGUUGGUAGUGACCCACAGAGUUGUGAUUCUUCGGACUAUUGAGCUGAUUGUGGGCUGCAGGAUCGAGGAGAUCAGUUACCCCAGGAUAAAGAGCAUCAUCUCCCUGGCCUCAGAUGAGAUGACACGAUCAAAGGAGGUCGUCCCUGAUUGGCAGCAGGCAGCCAGCAAUAUCUUGGUUGCUGUGGGUAACAAGCACAUCAAUGACAUCAUGGAGGAGAUACUAAGCAAGUUUCAACCGGGGCUCCUACCUCACUUCUUUGUGGUCCAGACGCUAGCCAACCUUUCCGACUCCAAUGUUUAUGGCAUGGUACCUUUCCUGAAUGCUAUUCUGGGCACUAUGUUGCCCAUGCUGAGCAUGGCCAAACAGGACAACAUGAAGUGGGUCUUCUCCUCUGCUCUGUGUCAUUUCAGUGACAGUAUCUUGGAGUACCUCGCCAACCUGGACAAGGCUCCAGAUCCCACAGUCAGAAAAGACACAUUCUCCAGUGAAAUCUAUGCUUCUUUCGACAUCCUCUUCAAUAAUUGGUUGCAAAGCAGGGAGUCUAAGUUGAGGCUAACAGUAGCUGAGGCAGUGGGCUCUAUGUGCCAUCUGAUGGCCAGCGAUAAACUGGAGGAGCAGAUUCCUAAACUCAUUCCUGCCAUCCUGUCCCUGUACAAGAAAAACAAUGAGAAUUAUGUCAUUAGCAAGAGUCUCUGCCAAGUGCUUGAUGCUUCUGUCAACAUGGGCAGCAGAGUGCUGGAGACACAACUGGACGGUCUACUCUUUGCACUGCAUCAACAGGUGUCCGCCCCUGUUGAUUACAGUAACUCUCUUACUGUCAAGAACCACAACGAGGUCCUGCGCUGCUUCAGCUUACUAGCUAACUCCUUCCCAGACCGGCUGGUCAUGUUUGUUCUUCAGAAGUUAGAAAACAGUAAUGAGCGAAGCAGGAUGGGCUCCCUGGCUGUCCUUCGUCACCUCAUCAACUCCACCACUUCCACAAUGGAAAGUAAGAAGUUGCUGAUUCUGGCCAGCAUCAGACAACCGAUGGCUGACCACAGCAACAAGGUCAAGAAGCGUGUGGUCCAGGUGAUCAGUGCGAUGGCUCAUCAUGGCUACCUGGAGUUAGACGGAGGGGAGCUACUGGUUCGAUUCAUAGUUCAACACUGUGCCUUACCUGACACUUAUCAGCGAGUCGAGAGACCCACAGAUCCAGAGGAGGUCACUAACGAGGCACUGAGGAGCAUGUGUGACAGCACCCUUCAUCUCCUCACCACCACUGUUGGACGACUAGCUGAUGUGCUAUGGCCAAAGCUGCUGUACUAUCUGACCCCUCCACAGUACAGCAAUGCCACCACUCCUCUGUGUAAGAGUCUGAUAGUGCUGGGUAACAAGAAGAAACAUAAUCAGGAGCCCAGCUUCAAAAUAGACUUUACACAGGAAGUCAAUCUGCCCUCUCCUCAGACACUAAUGAUCCGACUGCUGGUGAAUGCAGCGUUCCCGUUCAGUAGCAGAGGUCAUGGAGCUCCGUCUCUCUCUCUCCUUCAAAUCCUCAGUGUCAACAUUCACCCCAAUACAGAGAUAUUCUGGGAGAAAGAGAUACCUCCUCUGCUUUCAGUACUAGAGGAGUCAACGGCAGAGACCCUGGAUAAGAAGCAAUGGGAUGAAAACUUGCUGAAGCUCUUGUCUAAAACUCUGGCUACUAUUGACGAUGACAAGUGGGUGUGUCAGUUGACAUCUGAGGCAACGAGAUACCUCUCCACGUAUAACAAUGCCUUAGAGGAGAAGAACUUCCUGUAUCGAUGUGUUGGAGUGACUCUCCAACAGUGUUUCAAUAAGGAAGUUGUCAAAAAACAGCUGCAGGAACUCCUGCUCACAGCACGACACAAUGAUGCCAUGGAAAGAGAGGGAGUUGCAAUGGGCGUCGGUCUGUGUGCCAACAGCCACUUAGAGGGAACUCUGGCCAAGUUGGAUGAGUUCGGCAAAUCAGACGCCUUCAAGAAAUCACCAAGCAUCUUCAACCUUCUCAAAGAGCGUAAUGAUGUUGAGGUAGAGAAGGUAAAAAGCACAUUAAUCUUGUGUUAUGGUCAAGUGGCUCUGAAUGCACCACCAGAAAAGAUACUGACCCGCAUUGAUCAAGACAUCCUUCGCUGCAUCAGUAAACACUUCAAUACCAAGGUUCUGGGGAUUAAAGUAGAGACAAAGGACCUGACUAUGAAGCUCAGUUUGAUCCAGAGUGUCGGGCUCAUAGCCAAAGCCAUCAGUGAGUGUGUUAAGAAACAAGGCUACAUCUUCUCUCGCAAACAGGAGCUCAUUACUGUUAUGCUGGAUUUUAUCAAGGCAGAGCCAGCUGAUUCAAUGAGGACUCCAGUACGCCAUCUUGUGAUGACCACCUGUGCCAAUCUAAUACCUCUGGACCCUGUGCUGAGUGAGAAUGAGAGCUUUGACUUGCUAAAGGUGUGUGUGAACAGUGUAUUCUCUCUGCCGCCUGAGACACACACUCCAGAGAAAACUAAAGAAGAGGAGACACUGGACCCCAGUCAGAGAAAGGCAUUGUACAAAAAAACGUUGGCUGCACUGCAGGAGCUGCUGAAAAGUGUACUGGCAAGGGAUCCUACACCCGAUGGCCUGCAGAGUGUCUUCAAGCACAUUGAGUCGUGGCUGAGCUCUGGACAGGACCACGAGAGAGAGAGAGCUGCCAUAACUACUGCUCACAUACUGGCUUUCUACCUGGAUAACCUGACUGUCAAGAACAUGGUCUCUUUCCACAACCUUGGAGCUCUGCUGGGUCGACUGUCUCCGCGGUGUUCUGACCCUCACCCUGCCGUACGCGCUGCUGCUAUGGACUGCAUCUACACACUUCUCUAUACACAGCUACGCUAUGAAGGUUUCUCACUAGAUUAUAAGGAUGAAGCUGUGGAUAGUCUUUUGUCCCUAAAAGACCAUCUAGAAAACCCUGACCCCUCAGUUCUAUAUAAGACCUGCUCUGACCUCACCAAGGUGAUGAGUAAGCGUCUGCCUCAGCAGCAGCUGACGACGUUGGUGUUCAUGUUGUUUGAAGGGCUGGUCGACAGUCAGACAAACUGCUGCAGAGCUUCUUCUGUCAUCCUAAACAGUCUGCUGAAGAACCGAGGAGGCGGGCUACAAGACCUGGUCCCGGAGAUGAUGGAGGUGCUACAUGUGCGUCUACAGAGUAUCACAGAGGAGCAGGUGAGAGUGGCAGUGGGACAGACGGUACUAAUCCUGGCUUCUCAGCAUCUACAGACUGUUAUCAAUACACUAGUUAACCAACCACUUCCUUAUGACAGCUGGACCAGUGAGAUGUGGAUGGCCUUGGGAGCAGACCCCAUCGUAGCCAGUCAGAUCAUCGAGAUGGUGAUGGAGAAGCUUGUCAUCAUGGCGCCCUACGUAGACAAGAAGGAGUCAAUGAUCAGGGGAGGGGCAACAAAGGUGGCCACCCAUCAGCCACUGGCUAUGACAUGCGGUCUCAAGGAACUGUUAUUAAAUGGCCAGAGUCAGGAGCCGGCAGUCGGUCUGUUUCCUCAGCUCUUCUCCUGUCUCACUGUCAGACUUGGAGCAAGUGUUGGGGUCUUAGCCCCGAAGGACAACAAUACUAAACACAUCACCGCUGUCCAUGUAGCAGGGGUAGCAGCCGAUGCCCUGCGAAUCCUGUUGGCACGGGCCCAGUUAGGUGAGGUGACGAAAAGACUGGAUGAAGAUAACGCCUGGGAGGCGAUCAAGGAACCGAAUACACACAUUGCUGGAGUUACACUACUGGCAAGGGCGAUGGCUAAGCAUGCUGGUCCCAGGUUGCCUGCCAUCGUGGAGUGUCUGUGUCCCUCCUUGAACAACAUCUACGAAUGCCAGAGAAUCACUGUCACUGCUUUCUUUUCUGAGCUCUUAAACCAUCACGUGGUGACGGAGUUGAUGUUGAUAGACGUGUUAAUGAACAACAUGAUGGAGAGGAUAUCAGAUCCCUGUUGCACCGUCCGCAUGUUGUCUGUGCGGGGGCUCGGCAAUCUAGCUGUGGGAUCACCUGAAAAGGUGAAUAAAUAUGCCAAGGAGCUGCUGGCUGCCAUGAGUUCAGGCAUGGAAGAGAAAGACGAUCCAGGUAAGCUGAUUACGCUUGAAGCCAUGUCGGGUCUUUCUAAAGUCCUCCUCUAUCUGGACAAGAAGAAUGUCCACUUGCUAGUGGUCUAUAUCUUCAUGAAGAUUAAACCUUUCUUGGAAAGUGAGAAUGAUGAAAUCCGCUGUGCUUCCAUACAUCUCAUGGGGAACCUUUCCAAGUUUGGCUCAGGAGAGCCAGUGUUCAAAGACCAGAUCCACAACGUUCUGGUCAGCCUGCUGUUACACCUGGUUGACCCAAACCCACAGGUGGUCAAGGCGUGCAAAUAUGCCAUGCGAGUGUGUGCUCCUGUGGUGGGAUCAGAGCAGAUCACAGCCAUGUUUCAAAACCACCUCCACGAAGACAAGAGCUUGCACUAUGGAGAGUUUAUUAAUGACCUCACCAAGUACCUGAUUCAGGACUUUCCAGGCAUGCUGAACUUUUAUCACAUCUCAGUCAUCCAGUUCUUCAAGAGCAGCUGGCCUGAGGUCAGAGCAGGAGCUGCCAUGUUUAUAGGGUUUCUGCUAGGGAAUCUUCCAGAGGAGCAUCUCUCCCACCUCAACAUGGGGACCAUCACUAAAGGUUUAGUGAUGCUCCUCCAAGAUCCAGAUCCUGUGGUGAGAGUGAAGGCUGCUGAGGCCAUGGGGCGUUUCCACUGACACAAAGACAAAUCUCAGCAUUUCCUUUAGUCACAAGUGGUAGGUCGCCACCACAUAAAAACAUGAAAAGAUGAAGAAUAUUUAAUUUGGCCUGCAGGUUGCAACAACAUUUAGAGCUCACCAUGUGCAGUCAUUAUAACAGCAUUCAAAUAACGCAACUACAACCUUCAUUAAAACAAACACAGGGACCAAAAACAGGAACAAAUGUGGAGCCAGAAACCAAACAAACACUGAUUAUACAAACAUACACACGGAUGCACAUAUAUUUAGCACUUAGCAGCUUAGUUUAGCUUCUUUUGACACUUGACUACUUGAAAGAUACUUGAAUGGAGGUGUUAAUUCUUAACUAUAUUUUAGUGACCAAAGACUGUGUUGCUGUAUACAGAUGGACGUUGUUUGUAGCGUUUAGUAUUCUACCAGAGAUAUACUGUGUUCUUUCAAUGAAAUAUACCAUGCGUCAAGGAGUUUCUAAUGAACGGGGUAAAAACACAUUUGAGCUUGAGUGAAAGGUUUAAAUUCAAAUAUUUCUGUGCAAACGAUAACAAUAAUGCGCAUUUAGAGUACAUGACCAUGAUUUCAUAUGACUGGCUGGCUAAAGUGUGUGUGUGUGUGUGUGUGUGUGUGUGUGUGUGGUCAUACCAGCAUUUCGUGAUAGUGUUUUCAGUUUCAGACAUCCUCUUUUAGAGAGAGUUCCAAUGUAGUGGGCUUGGUUUUAUUGUCCUAAAGACCCUCCCUCUGAUUAACACGGUAUCUUUCUUUCCUCAAAUCAGCUCUGAGCUUUAACCCUGCCCUCCAUGAAGAUUGUAGGUCUGUUAAACGUGCAGUACCAUGAGUAAAUUAACAUGAUGUCUAUAAUAGAAAUGGUGAAAAUGCAGAAGAGCUACAGCAGGUUUUAAGGUUUUACGGUCACCUCCAUUUUUGUUUAUCAGUCACUGCCACCGUUACAACUAAAUGGCCACACUGAACACUUCCCGGAGUAACAUUAAAGUGUGUGCUCCACCUCAGACGGCUGCUUUGUCCACAGUCUAUUUCUUCUGCACAUAGUUUAUCAAUCAAUUUCACAUUACGGGCCACAAGAGUUUUCAGCUGUGCUCCAUACGGACAUUAAUUACCAUCACAACAUUGCCCGGCAUCCUGUGGCAGCCAUCAUGAACACAACAGCCAAGUGAGAAGUUGAUAAUCACUUUAAUGUGGUGACCCUUGUGUUUUCAUUCACGUUUUGCAUCAUAUAACACAAUUCUGCGAAGCGAGCUGAGAGCAUUUUUUUUUUUUUUUUUUUUUUGUUAGCCAGGCCAAACUUACAGACUUGACUUCUCUGAACCAGCCAGUUUCAACCAAUCAAACCAUUCCUGUGUAGCUGUGCUAAAACAGUUAGUGCCAAAUGUUUAUUGAUAACACAUAAUACACUAUAGUGAUGCUGUUAAUGAUUCUCUCUCACUUUGAAUCCACUUCAUGUUCAUGUCUUUAUUCCUUUAAAUGUUGGAUUUUGUACAGUUUAAGGAUAUGGUUGUGGGUUUGCAGACCUCUUACUAUGAUGAGUGAAUGUUGUCUUAUGUACAUGUCAUUUUAAUAUUUAUGUCUCCAAAAUAAUUCACUCAAACGGCAACAAGGAAACAAAAUAAUUCGUUAUGUGUCUUAAUUUGGUGACAAAACAUGUCCAAAAGAGAGUCAGAUGAAAGCAAUAUAUUGUUUGUUCUAGAAUAAAUGAUUAUGUGUAUGUCGAUCUGCAAUAUCUCAGUUGCACGUUUAAGCUCUUGUCAUGUAGUCCCUGAUUUAAGAACUGAAAGGCAGACUAGGAGCUGAACCUGGUUGGUGUAUGUACCCAAUUUCAUUGAAUCCUAAUUUUAAUUUUCUUCACGUCGACAGAAGUCACAAGCAGAGAACAUUUUAAUGUUUUUGUCCUGGUUUCAGCUGGUGGCUUUUGGUUAUUUCAAGUUUAACAGUAAGGAAAAUGUUUUCUCAGUGGAAACAAGCUAAUGUUCAUACUGUACAUUUAUCAAUCAAAUGUAAAAGGCAGCUCCUGGAUUGCAUUAGAUGUUCUACAAACAGGGACUUGUGGCUUCUAGCAUUUUCUAACACUAUGGCUUGGUUGAAGGUGAUAGGUAAAUAUUAAUUAGCAGAGUUCUCUGUUUUAAACGAUGUUACGAACUUCAUACCACUGAUGUGAUUUUUCAUGACAUCUACCUGUUUUUUUUUUGGUUUUUUUUAACAUGUUGAAUGCUGUAAAUGUAUGUCUAAGUAUGUAUGACACUGAGGCAUGGCUCAAUGUGUGAAUGUAUUCAGGUGUGACUGUGUGCAUGUCAUCUUGUUGCGUUGCAACGCCAGAAGAGAGACUGGGUGAUGGCAAUCAAUGUAUUUAAAAUGAAGAAAUAAACAGAUCUAUCCAAAUGUAA